Messenger RNA from Lampris incognitus (smalleye Pacific opah), 1382 nucleotides. RefSeq names its product activator of basal transcription 1 (gene abt1). Gene Ontology annotation, biological process: endonucleolytic cleavage in ITS1 to separate SSU-rRNA from 5.8S rRNA and LSU-rRNA from tricistronic rRNA transcript (SSU-rRNA, 5.8S rRNA, LSU-rRNA); endonucleolytic cleavage in 5'-ETS of tricistronic rRNA transcript (SSU-rRNA, 5.8S rRNA, LSU-rRNA); small-subunit processome assembly. Lineage: Eukaryota; Metazoa; Chordata; Actinopteri; Lampriformes; Lampridae. The record is from RefSeq and is a predicted model, not a curated record. Gene Ontology annotation, molecular function: RNA binding. Bases 74 to 853 code for a protein of 259 amino acids. The transcript is spliced from 5 exons. Gene Ontology annotation, cellular component: nucleolus.
CAAACGCGACACAUCUUCACGUGUGGAUAAAACAAGGCUACCGGAGAACAUACGUUCUGACUAGAUCAACAAGAUGGAGGAAGAAGAGCAGAGAAAAGAAGAGGAGACAGAAGAGAGGAGUGUUGGAGAUGAGGAAGACGAACUUCAGACCAACAAACCAACAGAGGAGAAGAAAGGUGGGACCUCCUGUUCAGACAGGAAGUGUGUUCCGGGAAUCAUCUACCUGGGUCAUAUCCCUCCCAGGCUUCGUCCCAAACACCUGAGGAACCUGUUUACACCGUAUGGCGAGAUAGGACGGAUCUUCCUCCAACCAGAGGACCGUGUCGUGAGGAGAAAGAAGAAGAAGGCGGGGUCACGGGGGUGUGACUUCACAGAGGGGUGGGUGGAGUUUCGGGAUAAACGCGUCGCAAAGAGGGUGGCGGCUUCACUUCACAGUACGCCCAUGGGGAACAAGAAACGCAGCCGUUUCCACUCUGACCUUUGGUGUAUCAAGUACCUCCACAGGUUCCAGUGGACCCACCUGAGUGAGCGUUUGGCGUAUGAACAGUCGGUGCUGAAGCAGAGACUGAGGACGGAGGUGUCCCAAGCCAAGAGAGAGACCAGCUUCUACCUGGCAAACGUGGAGAAGAGCCACCACAUGGACAAAGUCAGAAAGAAGAGAAAGCCAGGACAAGACAAGGUGGAGGAGAAAACGUGGGACUUUACUCAGCAUAAGACAGAGGAGGAGAUCCAGCUGAAAAAGAUGAACAAGAAACAGCGGGACAAGGCUCACUCCAUACAGCAGAAGAGCCAAUCAAAUGUCUCUUUGCUUGCAAAGAUCUUCAAUUCAAGCCCGAAUCAGAAUGUCCUGUAGGAGGUGCAUUGAAACCCAGUUAGGUUUUUAUGUCCUUUUACCACAAAACACAGAAACAGUAAAUCUCAGCUUGACUGACAGCUCAUUGGCUGGAAGCAGCCAGCAUGGUGAAUGACAUGACUGCAAUCUGAUGGAAGAAACUGCACGCCGGUGGGCGUCUGGCUGUAUAUGGCUGUGGAACGGACAUUUCCUGUACAUGUUAAAUAACUUUGUUGAAUGGAAUUCAGGUUGACCAUAGAAGCUCUUUCUACAGCUAGACAACAGGGUUUUGUGUUUUCGUCACAUCCUCUGGUUUGUAAGAUUUACUGGACAACUGACCCAAUAUAUCCUAGUCAAAUCACUUCUGAUGGCAUGCUAUCAUGGCUGUAGAAGAUCGACACUAUCUUCUUUUUGCUUUCAAUUGUGCAUUCCUGGAUACCUUUUUGUGAAUUAAAUGUGACUGAUGUCUGACUCAGAAUAAAUAAGUGUGUCAGCCAACCAUGAAGCAGGUCAGAAAUAUAACAUGGACGGAGUUACAGGCACUGUGUUU